Armigeres subalbatus is the source of this 3294-nucleotide messenger RNA. RefSeq lists its product as uncharacterized. Lineage: Eukaryota; Metazoa; Arthropoda; Insecta; Diptera; Culicidae. The coding region runs from base 298 to 3294 and encodes 998 amino acids. The record is from RefSeq and is a predicted model, not a curated record. The transcript has 6 exons.
AAGUUUGGUUUAUAAUGAUUUAUUUUAUUCUCACAUGAAAUCAUGAAAAUAAUGCCAACAAGUGAUUGCAAAAGUCACAGCCAUACAAAUAAUUAAAUUUUUGAGCAAAAUCUGUAACUAAGCAUAAUUUUUCAGAGUAUUUUUCCAAACAUUAUUUAUUUCGAAAUAAUACCUAAAUUGUUAUUGCGCUAGAACUAGCCACACUUCCUUCUUCGAUUAUGUUUGCCAGAAACGAAAACAAAAGUAAAAAACGAAACGAAAAUAAAAACAAAAACAAAAGUAUUGCAAUCUGGCAGAAUGGUUCGGUCGUUUAGAAAACGUAAAGCUGCCCGGCAGCGUGAAAUUAAUAAGAAAAUUAAACGUGAAAUAGUAGAUCCCCUGGCGUGGACAUUUGAAGAUCCAUGGGGAAGUGUUAUUCGUGGACGGUGUGACAGUUCCGAUGAUGUGGAAGGGAAUGGAGGAGCCAAAUGUGUGGAGGACAUAAAUCAACCAGUGUCAAGCAUCGGAGACGAAACUCCCUCUGGUUCUUCUAUUGCAUUUACUUUGGAUAUACCUGCUGCUUCUGUUAGUGAUGUGCCUGAACUACCUAUCCUCGAUACGACAAUAUUGCCGCAAUAUGGUCUAAACGUGAGAGUCCACAGUGAAAUUCCUCUUCAGCUACCGGAGCAACAAUACAUGGUUCCUGAUUUGAACACUGGUCGAUUAGAUGUUGGGUUACCGGAGGAAUUGCUGCUGUCGCCUGGAUCAUUGGCAGUAAAUGAAAUGCGAAUCCCAAGUGCAGCCGGCAACAUACCGAUGCAGACGAACAAAUUUGGAAUACGUCAGUCCAUCUGCGACAUGAGUGGUCAAUCUCUGCUAGUCCCUGAAACAAUCCUUGGGUUUGAAAAACCGCUGCUUGAUUCUGGUCUAUCGACAAUCGCGACAUCUUCUUUCUUCCCGCCUGAAGAAAUUACGUUUCCGUACCAAGAACAAGUUUCAAAUGCACUAGACAAGAUGCCGAAUGAAAUAAUAGUUGACGAAUCAGCACAAACUUCGGAAAAUAUGUCGCCGCACCAAAACCAGUACCGCACUCAAUGCAUGUCGUCCCGAGCCAUUACUCUCUCUAGGACGAGCACGAUGAUAUUUGAAAUCCCUGGUAUACCAGCAGGGACAAUGUGUGACGUAGAUCAAGAUUGCUACUGCACGGCGUGCAUGAAGUGGACCACUGUGGAUCCGGCUAUUGGUAAAAAUGUUACGAAAUCAAGUUCAACUGACGAGACGUCGAUUGAAGCUGAAGCAAUGAAGAAUAUUUUCAAUAAACUUCAACGCAUCAAGGCAACUCACAGAUUCAUCCACAAAACCGGCGAUGUCACAUUACGGCCUGGAAUAAAAGGGCUGCGAAAGGCGUCCAAGCGUGUUUUUAGAAAAAGGUACCAAGCUAUUGAUGCUGAUGCAUAUUCGAAGGUGACAAUACCACACGAAAAACGGAUACACGGUCGUCGGGUAGUUGACAUCGAUUAUUUCAUCAAAUGGAUCACAUUGGCUCAGGCCACUCAUUCACAGACAUGUGUGGGAGUUUUGUGCCCAUUCCAAGAAAAUUUCAAAUCUAUGGUCUCUUCUAUAUAUUUGGAAUGCAACGUGUGUGGUGAAAUGGUGAAAGGGUCAUCUGAACAGCCUACCUCGAAGAACCGCCUUCGGCGUAACAUGAGCUGGGCCAUUUUGUGCAGUGGAGGUACCUACACUCAAGCAAAAGAGCUCUUUUCCUUCCUAAACAUGCCGUUCAUGUCGCGUGAUGCAUUCGCCAAAGAUGAAAUUGCUAUGGACAGCGUUCUUCAAGUUGCUUUGGAUGAGUCCUUAGACCGGGCCGUCGAAGCAGAAAAAGCAGCUGUAUUGGAAGAAAUGGCACAAAAAGGAACAACCCCUCCAACUGAAAAGUAUGUUAAAUCAUGCGCAGCUUUAGAUGGCUCGUGGGGACAGCGCAGCAACGGCCAUCGAUACAAUUCUGCGUCUGGAUGCGCUGCUAUUAUUGCAACACGUACUAAAAAAGUGUGUUAUGUCGGAUGUAAAAACAAGCGAUGCAUUGCUUGCAACAUCAAUAUGACCAGGGUGAAGAACAACCAGCCUAUACGAGAACACAAGUGCUACCGAAAUUAUAAAGGUGCUUCCGGAGGGAUGGAGCCGGCCAUUAUUAUCGAUGGUUUUGAGGUUCUUAGGCAUAAAGGAUUGAAAUUCACUACAGUAGUAACUGAUGGUGAUUCCACCACAGUCGCUCGCUUGAAGAACAGUUGCAAAUAUGGACCCGAAAUACGUCAUCAGUUGUGCUGCAACCACGUUAUGAAGAAUUUAGGAAAAAGUUGCGAGAGCAAAUUCUUCACCGAAAAGAAUCAGCUCUCCUCACCAGGAUGCACAACAUAUAGCACUUUGGAAGCCCCGGAACCUCCCAUUGCAGUCGAGACCUUCCAGCCAGCGCUCAUCAGUCAUCCUGGUCCUGCGUAUGGGUCCGGUAUAAGGGGCUUCCAGCCUGUGCAAUCAGGCAAGUAUUACUCGAUUAUGAACACUGCUCGCUCUGAAGACAUUUCCUCCCGCAGCUCCAAUAUCACCGAUUUGGCUUCAAUUUCCCACCACCCAGGACGUAAGACAGAAAGCACUUUGGAAGCCCUAGAGCCCCCCAUCACAGUCGCGACAAUGAAGCCAACGUACAUCAGCCGUCCUGGUCCUGUGUUUGGGUCAGGCAUAUGGGGCUUCCAGCUCGCGUUGCCAGGCAAGUACGAUCUAAUCAAGGACACCGCUCGCUCUGAAGACAUUUCCUCAACAGCUCAACAACCGGGACGCCUGAUAAUAAGUCCUUUGGAAGUCCUGACCAUCCAGCCAGCGUUCAACAGUCGUCCUGGUCCUGUGAAUGGGUCAGGUGGUAGGGGCUUCCACCCUGCAGAAUCUGGCAAGUACGAUUUGAAUGAGAACACUGCCCACCCUGAAAACAUAUCCUUACCCAGCAGUACUUGCAUCUUCAACUCAACACGUCGCAACACCACCGAAGCUCGUCAUCCACGGCGCGCAAUCUUCUCCCAUGAAAAUAAUGCAACAACUACCGCAAACGUUUUGCUGUACUACAAAAACGUUGGUGGAAUCAACAGUUCACUUGCCGUUUAUAAGUUGGCAGUCAGCGUUGGGUGUUACGACAUUUAUGCUUUUUCCGAAACUUGGCUCAACGAGAAAACCACAUCGAAUUUGUUAUUUGAUACAUCAUACUCCGUGUACAGACAAGAUCGCUCGCCGUCAAAUAGCCGUAAACUCACCGGGGCGGCGUCCUGCUAG